This is a messenger RNA of Eurytemora carolleeae, 1097 nucleotides long. Its product is annotated as extensin. The transcript is spliced from 2 exons. Gene Ontology annotation, cellular component: extracellular matrix. The record is from RefSeq and is a predicted model, not a curated record. Lineage: Eukaryota; Metazoa; Arthropoda; Copepoda; Calanoida; Temoridae. The coding region runs from base 63 to 989 and encodes 308 amino acids.
AUAUAAGGACUAGGAUCGGAGAGGAGGGUACGGAGUUCCAUUGGAUUCGAGACGGAGUAGAGAUGAAGGUUUAUCUAUUAGUUGUACUGGCUGGAGCCUGCCUGGGUGAUCAAUCCCACCAUCAGGUGAUCAAGCAUGGCAAUGCUCCUGCUGUUAGUGUAUCUGUACAUAAACCACAUGGAGGUUAUGUAGCCUCUGUAGCUAGUCAACCUCAUGCUGCUCCUCAGUCUGUGCAUGGAUAUGGAGGAUAUGAGAAGCCAAUUGCUGCUGUUCACGCUCCGGCUGCUCUUCCUCAUCAUGGUUCCUACCAUCCAGCUCCGGCCUACGCCCCUGAGCCAUAUCACCCUGCCCCUGCCUAUGCCCCUGAGCCAUAUCACCCUGCCCCUGCCUAUGCCCCUGAGCCUUAUCACCCCACCCCAGUCUACCAUCCCAAACCCUACCACCCUGCCCCUACCUACACCCCUAAACCCUAUCACCCCGCCCCUGUCUACACCCCUGCCCCUUAUCAUCCUGAACCCGAACCAUAUCAUCCCGCUCCCUAUCACCCCAAACCUGAACCCUAUCACCCUGCUCCCGCAUACAAGCCUGCUCCCUACCACCCUGCUCCUGCCUAUAAGGAACCUGAGUAUGAAGGACCUCCAGAGCCCUAUACCUAUGAGUAUGCUGUUGCUGAUGACUACUCUAAAGCUGCCUUCAACGCUCAUGAGACUAGUGAUGGUAAAGCUGUUCAAGGAUCCUACUCUGUAAACCUUCCUGACGGUAGAACUCAACACGUUACCUACACUGCUGAUCAUUAUAACGGAUAUAUUGCAGAGGUUACUUAUGAGGGAACACCUGUCUAUCCUGAAGAAAAACCUUAUCACCCCGCUCCCGCUCCCUACCAUCCCGCCCCUGCUCCCUACCAUCCCAAACCCGCUCCCUAUCAUCCCAAACCUGCUCCCUACCACCCUACUCCCGCUCCAUAUGGUCCUACUCCAGUUUAUGGCUAAACCCCAUGCUGAGCUGAACCCCGUGCUAUAAUAUUGUAAUAUUUAAAUAUUUAAGAUUAGAUUAUUUAAAGACUGAAGAUUUGUUGUCAAUAAACCAAUUUAACCACA